GACAUUUCUGGAGACUGCCUCCAUAUAUCUAACGCAGGACAUAAUGGCUAUAUGCCAGUAGGUAUACGCAUCCUGGAUACUAGCAUGCAGGGGGAGGCCUUAAAACAUAUUUGCUCAAGGACAUUUCUGGAAACUAACACCAAACAUCCAACGCAGGACAUAAUAGCUAUACGCCAGUAG
Molecule: messenger RNA, 180 nt
Organism: Funneliformis caledonium
Lineage: Eukaryota; Fungi; Glomeromycota; Glomeromycetes; Glomerales; Glomeraceae
Source: the annotation of a GenBank genome assembly